Messenger RNA from Dipodomys ordii (Ord's kangaroo rat), 1196 nucleotides. Its product is annotated as neurexin-2-beta. The record is from RefSeq and is a predicted model, not a curated record. NCBI's taxonomy places the organism in Eukaryota, Metazoa, Chordata, Mammalia, Rodentia, Heteromyidae. The transcript has a single exon. The annotation marks the transcript as partial.
GAGGAGAGUUAAUUUUGCCCAUUAUCACGGAGGACUCCUUAGACCCCCCUCCCGUGGCCACCCGCUCCCCCUUCGUGCCCCCGCCCCCCACCUUCUACCCCUUCCUCACCGGCCUGGGUGCCACCCAAGACACCCUGCCCCCGCCCGCCGCGCGCCGCCCGGCCCCCGGGGGCCCGUGCCAGGCCGAGCGCGAGGACAGCGACUGCGAGGAGCCCAUCGAGGCCUCGGGCUUCGCCUCCGGGGAGGUCUUUGACUCCAGCCUCCCCCCGACGGACGACGAGGACUUUUACACCACCUUCCCCCUGGUCACGGACCGCACCACGCUCCGGGCCCCCCGCAAACCCGCCCCCCGGCCCAACCUCAGGACAGACGGGGCCACGGGCGCCCCCGGGGUGCUGCUCGCCCCCUCCGCCCCGGCCCCCAACCUGCCCGCGGGCAAAAUGAACCACCGAGACCCGCUGCAGCCCCUGCUGGAGAACCCGCCCCCCGCGGGCCCCGGGGCGCCCACGGCCUUCGAGCCCCGCCGGCCGCCGCCGCGCCCCGGCGCCAGCUCAGCGCCCGGCUUCCCCCAUCUGCCCACAGCCAGCCCCACGGGGCCCGGGGAGCGGGGCCCGCCGGGCGCCGUGGAGGUGAUCCGGGAGUCCAGCAGCACCACGGGCAUGGUGGUGGGCAUCGUGGCGGCCGCGGCGCUCUGCAUCCUCAUCCUCCUCUACGCCAUGUACAAGUACCGCAACCGCGACGAGGGCUCCUACCAGGUGGACCAGAGCCGGAACUACAUCAGUAACUCGGCCCAGAGCAAUGGGGCGGUGGUGAAGGAGAAGGCCCCGGCCGCCCCCAAGACGCCCAGCAAGGCCAAGAAGAACAAGGACAAGGAGUAUUACGUCUGAGCGUCCCCCUCCCUCCCUCCCACCCGCACCGCCCCACUGCCAGCCGCCCCUCCCGGGAGGGCCCGGAGCAGGGCGCGGCCCGCCGGAGGUGGGGGGGACGCCGGGGGCGCAACCCCGCGGCCUCGGCCUCUCUCACCAGGAGGAAACAAACGCAAAAAAAAAAAAAAAAGAACGAAAGAAGAGAAGGAAACAGAACCCCGUGCUCGUCCCCUUCCUCCCGCCGCGCGCCCGCCGGCCCGCGUCCACCUGUCCGGCCCGCGUCCACCUGUCCGGCCGGCUUCGCGCGCCAGGCAGGGCCCGCGCUGGCAG